AUGUUGGAGUUGGCUAUAAAGAGAUCUCCCCCGCCGCAAGAGAUCGACAUUAAAGCCCGCUUCGAUUACAACAUUGACGAGUUCGAAUCCUUGGAUUUCGAUGGUUCGAGGACAUACACCAUCCCACGGAGAUUAAUUCUGCCCAGAUUCAAUCCCAGCAUCCAAUUAAUUCGCCUCAAAGUUCUUAGAUUGGUCCAUUGCAAUUUCGAUCAGUUCAAGGAUGUCAAUUUCGAUAGUAACCACUUCGUGGACCUUGGUAGCUCCCUCAGGCAUCUCUCUCUCCACCGCGUUAGCUUCCUCGGCGGAGGCCGGAUUGUGAAUAGUUUGAUCGCGGGGGCCUCUCUCUUACAGACAUUGUCUCUGCGGUCGAUUGUGGGGAUUCGGAGGCUUCAGGUCCGGAAUCUUCCCAACCUGAACUACCUGUGGUUUGAAGGCCUUGUUCAGGAUCUGGAGAUUACAGGGGUCCCCUCGAUCUCUAGAAAGCUUGUACAUCUGUGGUGCGCCUUUUGGAUGUGA
Messenger RNA from Linum tenue, 516 nucleotides. NCBI's taxonomy places the organism in Eukaryota, Viridiplantae, Streptophyta, Magnoliopsida, Malpighiales, Linaceae. The record is from the annotation of a GenBank genome assembly.